This is a messenger RNA of Pyricularia oryzae 70-15, 324 nucleotides long. RefSeq lists its product as uncharacterized. NCBI's taxonomy places the organism in Eukaryota, Fungi, Ascomycota, Sordariomycetes, Magnaporthales, Pyriculariaceae. The transcript is spliced from 3 exons. The record is from RefSeq and is a predicted model, not a curated record. Bases 1 to 324 code for a protein of 107 amino acids.
AUGUGCACCUACCAAUGUAUGGAAUACAGCUGCGGUCAUAGGAGGACCAUUGUUGCGGAGUGGUGUGACCGGUAUAUAAACAAGCUUCAGUCGCACAUUCGACGUCGGCCAGAGAUACCAUACUACACCAAGAACGACCAAAUCUGCUGUUCGAAUCCUGCUCCCUCCACCUCCUCCCCGCUUACCCGUGGCAAGGAUAACCCGGCUGGCUAUCGACAACAACCACCCGCCUGUGCCGUCGAGCCCACACUUGUUGGGAACUUCGUCUCCAUGGCUACAAACGACCGACAGCUCCGCUGUUUGGACACAGGCCCCUCUCGAUGA